Molecule: messenger RNA, 3930 nt
Organism: Cucurbita pepo subsp. pepo (vegetable marrow)
Lineage: Eukaryota; Viridiplantae; Streptophyta; Magnoliopsida; Cucurbitales; Cucurbitaceae
Product: 1-acyl-sn-glycerol-3-phosphate acyltransferase
Biological process (GO): phosphatidic acid biosynthetic process
Cellular component (GO): membrane; endoplasmic reticulum
Molecular function (GO): 1-acylglycerol-3-phosphate O-acyltransferase activity
Source: RefSeq, a predicted model, not a curated record
GGCUGGACCGGGCGACGGAGGAGAUGAAAAUCUUCAGACCUCAACCAAACUGAAAGCGUGGCUGUUUAGUGAAUAUAGCGGCGACUUCCAGCCCUCAAUCUUCAGAUGCUCAUCCACCUAAGAAAGAUAGCGACACCAUGGAAACCCAACCUCUCAUCUUCCUUCAACAAACUUUACUCUGAUCGCCCAUUGAAGCAUUCGCCUCUUCUCAAGCUUCCGUUUCAACAUUCUGUACAAACCCUCACAAGGCCCCAACUCGAGGCUCUAGUUCUAUCCCGAUUCUCCCAGGGCAAGUUCUUCGACCUUCUUCGAAAUGUUGUUGCCUCUCCCUCUGUUCUUUUCACCGCCUCCCAAAAUCUCAUCACUCCACUCCCAAGCAAUCGCCUCAAUGCUCCCGACUCGCUACUCAGUUUCGAUAUGGUCUCUAGUUGCUUUUCGGUCGAGGACAUGGCUCGGGAGCUCUACGAAAAUCGUUUCGAUGUUGGUGCUUGCUGUGUUCGGUUGGAAUCAUCGGAAGAGAAAGGUGAGUUUCUGGUCUUACCGAAUUUGAAAUUGAAGGUCUUACUCGAGGCUAUUAGGAUUGUGUUGGAAAUUGUUUAUGACGAACGAUUUGUAACGUUCUCUUAUGGGGGGCGUGUCGGUAUGGGGCGGCACACUGCCAUUAGGUACCUGAAGAACUCGGUGCAAAAUCCUAGUUGGUGGUUUACCGUUGCAUUUCGUCGCAGAAAGUUCGAUUCUGUACAUGUAAAUAAGUUGUGCUUAUUGGUGCAAGAGAAAAUUAAGGAUGAUAUUUUGAUUCUUAUGCUAAAGAAACUGUUUGAAUUGGAGGCAGUUCAAAUUGAAUUGGGUGGUUGUUAUUUAGGAAGGGGGUUCCCUCAGGAAAGUGGUUUGUGUUCAAUCUUGUCUAAUAUAUACUUCAAUGGCUUUGAUAAAGAACUUCAACAAAUACGUCUUGAAAAGAAUGAAGAAAAUCCCAAGUUCAGUCUGGACGGUACUGUUUCUUUCCAUAAUCCGGUGAAAAUAUAUGCCGUUAGGUAUCUGGAUGAGAUAUUAGUUAUAACAUCGGGGUCGAAGAUGCUAAUAAUGGAGUUGAAAAGCCAGGUGCUAAGGUAUUUAGAAGGGAAUUUAGAAUUGGAAGUGGAUCGAAUGAAUACUGCAAUUCAUAGUGCUGUCUCCGAGAAAAUUAGUUUCUUAGGAAUGGAACUACAGGCAGUACCACCUUCAGUUCUGCAUCCACCAAUGUCCGAAAAGGCAAUCAGGGCUCGGAAGAAGUACCUUAGACAGAAGGAAGUUAGAGCAAUAGAAUUGAGAAAUGCCCGUGAGAGAAACAGGAAAAAAUUGGGAUUGAAGAUAUUGGGUCACGUGUUCAAGAAAUUGAAGCGAACCGAUGGCUUGAAAUAUGAAUUCCAAAUCGAGAAGGAAGUCACAGAAAUCUUCAGAAAUUGGGCCGAUGAAGUAGUGCGAGAUUUCUUGGAGUCUUUGGAAGAUAAUACAGAGUGGCACCGUCCGCUGUCAGCAGGUGAUUUCCUCUCCUUAAAACACAUAAGAAAUCAGUUGCCAGUAGAUCUUGUGAAUGCUUAUGACAGGUUUCAAGAUCAGGUAAACCAGCACUUGAAUCCUCUAAAGGCCAAAAAGGAGAAGGCUAGGGAGGAUGAAAAGAAAAGAUUGGGUGAAGAAGAACGAUAUGCUAAAAGAACAGUUGAGGACUUAACAAGGCUAUGCAUCAAAGUUGAAGCUCCUAUAGAGCUUGUUAGGAAGGCAGUGAAGAUGAUUGGAUUUACAAAUAAAAUGGGCCGUCCUCGGCCUAUCAGCUCUCUCAUUGCUCUUGAAGAUACAGAUAUUAUCAAGUGGUAUGCCGGUGUAGGAAGAAGGUGGUUAGACUUCUUUUGCUGUUGUCAUAACUAUAAGACGGUCAAAACUAUUGUAACUUACCAUUUGAGGUUUUCUUGUAUUUUGACAUUGGCGGAAAAGCAUGAAUCGACCAAACGGGAAGCCAUGAAACAUUACAGUAAAGAUUUGAAAGUCUUUGAUUUAAAUGGCAAGGAAGAGAUGCACUUCCCAACAGAAAGAGAAGUUAAGAUGUUGGGAGAAAGAAAUCUUGCUGACCCAUACCCUGUGGAUGGGGCUUUUUCUUUGUUUCUGAUUAGAUUAGUCACUGAUGAAGAUUCAUAUCCUUGUAUUGCUCAUUUUUGCAAUAGAACAGACUCUAUUCUAUAUAGGGUCCGAUUACUGCAAAAGACUCUGAAUGUCAAUCCAUCUAAUGGAGUGGAAUGGGUGAGAGGGAUGGGAGUGAUUCAUGAAAGUUUAAAUCAGAGAUGCCUCCCUCUAUGUGCUGAUCACAUCAGUGAUUUAUACAUGGGGAAAAUCAACCUUCAAGACUUGGACUGCACCUUAUCAUUGGAUAUGGACUGAAUGUAACUCGUUUCACUUCCGAGUUCCUUUCAUGUUGGGAAGAUGCUAAUGAGGCCCACUGAUUGUUUUGCUUGACCGGAACACAAGCAAGCUAUUCAGUUCUACAAAUGUUGGUGAACCAACGCCCAUAUCAAGGAAUCAAAAGGGGAUGAAUAGACUGUGUCUGAAAGAAACAGCAGAGGAAAGAGAGACUGAGACAGAAAUAAAAAAAGUACCUACAUGAGCCUGCAUUAUUCUCUCUUAUCGUUAGGAAGUUAGUACGUUAAAAGAAUGAACACUACAAGUCAAUGUGGCUCUCUCUUCUCGAAGAAACUUGACAGAGACAAGGUGGACAAGCUCAUCGCAUGGAAACAUUGCUACUUUCAGGCAGCAAAGCCCUGGGGGAGAUCUUCAUUAUUCUAUUCUGGGGCUGUUUGGCUGCCCAGAAAGUUAUUUAACAUCCAAGGGAUUCAACCCAGAAACAAGUAGAAAGUUCUUCAAAACCAAUCCCAACUGCUGCAGGGGGUAUUGGCAUAAACAAGAUGGAGAUGGAGAAUCUUGGAGGUUCUUGUUUGAGGAGUAGAAGGUUAGAGAGGUGGUUCGAUACAAGAUAUGAGCCAAAUAAGAAAGAAGCCCCAAAAUGUUCAGUUGAUGAACAGAUAUCAAAACAGGAGAAUGGUGAUGACAUAUAUGUGGAUGAUAAUGGGUGGUGUUCUGUUCUGAUAUCAUGUUUCAGAAUUAUCACUUGCUUUCUCACAAUGAUGGUUACUACUUUCUUUUGGGCUCUGAUUAUGCUUCUGCUCCUGCCAUGGCCUUACCACAGGAUUAGACAGGGCAAUAUAUAUGGCCACCUCACUGGUAGAUUACUGAUGUGGAUACUUGGGAAUCCAAUAAAGAUCGAAGGCUCUGAAUAUUCCAAUGAGAGGGCUAUUUACAUUUGCAACCAUGCAUCCCCUUUGGACAUUUUCCUCAUAAUGUGGCUGACACCCACAGGGUCUGUUGGCAUUGCAAAAAAGGAGAUCAUAUGGUACCCUCUGUUUGGACAACUUUACAUUCUCGCUAACCAUCUUCGUAUCGAUCGAUCGAAUCCAAAUGCAGCAGUUAAAUCCAUGAAACAGGUAGCUUGAGUAGUUGCGGAGAACGAUUUGUCGUUAAUCAUAUUCCCUCUGAGGGUACUAGGUCCAAGGAUGGAAGGCUGCUACCCUUCAAAAAGGGCUUUGUCCAUUUGGCAUUGCAAACACAGCUUCCAAUCGUUCCUAUUGUCAUGACUGGCACCCAUCGAGCUUGGAGAAAGGGCAGCUUACAUGUCCGACCAGCUCCUCUGACCGUGAAGUAUCUACCUCCAAUAACAACAGAUUAUUGGACAGUAGAAAAGAUCGACGAACACGAUACUUAUGUCGAACACCUACCGGAGUCACAAAGACCUCUUCAGUGAUAAGAAUCUUAUGUUGCUUCAUUUUCAAAAGAAUUCUGCAUGUUUUUUUUCAUCUAUUCAUCCUUAAGAUUGAGGAUGACUGCAAUUUCCAUCCAUUUUCUCUC